GAAUAAAGUUUGUGGUCAGUCACAUGCUAAGAGAAGCGUUCGUGUGGAAGCGAUGCCUUCCUGUCUGGUGUUAGUCAAAAGAGAGCCACCAAAAUUGUUUUCCUUCUAGAGUCAGAUUAAAUGGAUGGGUAGAGAUAACUGGGGAGAGGGAACAUUUUUACAUCUUUCACGUUCCAAAAAUGACUCAGUUCCCCAGCCUAGGAACUGAAGUGCCCCCAAACCUGCAGUGCUAAUGUAACCGCACAACUACUAUAAUACACAUUUUAAAUAUUGAGAUUUCUACAAUAUUGAACAUAAACAACGUCUGCUAGGAGAACAUUAAUAAAGCAGUUUUCUUUAGUGGAGUUCAUAUUUCCAUAUGCAGAUUUCACAAUAUUCCAGUUUUUGACCCUAGAGAUAGGAGAGGAAUGUUUUCCUCACCAUUCCCGCCCUUUCUGCCAUUCCCUCUCCCUGCUAUUUUUCCCCGCCCGCAGUUGCGGAGUUGGAAGGUGGAAGGGGAGACAUCAAAGUGAUGUAAUUGGUGACUCCCUGAUGGUUACCAUGGCGACUAUCAGGCAAAUUACGCUACUGGUAGAGUAAGAGCUUCUUCCAUCUAGUCUUCAAGAAAGCGUUUUGGGGGGGAGGGGGCGGACGGAUGUGAAUCCACAGCCUACAGAAGACGGUCAGGCAGGGUUGAGCCUCCCAGCACAGACAACUCCUUGAACAAAACCCCGUAGACGAGUCGUUUCGCCGGUGGGAACCGGACUUGGCUGCCUCCUAGGCGGCCACCGCGAAGGACGCCCUCGCGCCCCAGAAUCUGCGAGCUGACUGGCGGGUGGUGUCGUCACUCACAGUGACGUGAUGGCGGAGGAAAGAGCACCCUGCGCCACGAUGCUCCUCGCCUUCCUUCCAUAAACUCGGACCGCCAAAGCUCGUGGUCCCACUGCCUGCACCAUCCCCUUUCCAAAAAAACAAAGACCCCUCCCCCAGACCCUACCACAGCAAACACAGCCCACCAACGCACAAGGCGCACAAAAGCCAUCUGCUGGGGAAGCCGAGGGCGCCUUUUGCCUCCGUGUCACCGAGAAUCAGAGGCAAAGGAGACGACAUGCCCUUGGUCUGGGUCCAGAUGCUCUGGAGUAUCAUAUGAAUUCUUGUUCAAGACGUCAGCUCUAUGGUUGAGGUUUCCGACCAGGAGGGACUGGAACUCCUUUCCCAGCUGCAGGAAAACAGUUGACAGUGUCCCUAUGUCGACUCAUUGAGAGAAAUAUAAAUAUGGCCUUCUACAGUUAUAAAACAGUCUUAGCUAUUGCCCGGACAAGAUUCCCUAGCCAUUUUGUCCAGCCUACCAGUUCUUCUUACUCCCCAUCAUUUGCAUUUCUUCACUUGCCAGAUUCCCAUUUAAACAAAACCUAUAUGAAGAACUAUGGAAGCAGAAAGUACUCCUAUCCAAGUCAGUCAGGCAAUAAAGUACUUCAUUUACGAGCCAAAAUCUUCCAAGAGCUGCACACAUCGACUUGCUGGUUGCAGGAUGUCCCCAAUAAACAUCAGCAGGAGCAAACAGCAAAGAAGCCUCAGGUGCCAAGCCCUCAGCCCAUGAAAGAAGCAGGCAUGAAGAUUAAGGAAGGAAAGCGAUCUUAUAGACAAAUAAUUAUGGAUGAACUGAAAUAUUAUUACAAUGGAUUCUAUUUGCUCUGGAUUGACACAAAAGUUGCUGCCAGGAUGGUUUGGAGGCUGUUGCAUGGACAGGUGCUGACCAGACGAGAGAGAAGAAGGCUGCUGAGAACCUGUGCUGAUUUCUUCCGCCUGGUUCCAUUCAUGGUGUUCAUCAUUGUCCCCUUCAUGGAAUUCUUAUUGCCAGUGUUUCUGAAACUUUUCCCAGAGAUGUUGCCAUCAACUUUUGAAAGUGAAUCCAAAAAGGAAGAAAAACAGAGAAAGAAAAUGGCUGCAAAGUUGGAACUAGCGAAAUUCCUUCAAGAAACGAUUACAGAAAUGGCAAAGAGGAACAGGGCCCAGCUGGGGGACUCCUCAACCCAGUUCUCCUCCUACGUCAAACAGGUCCAGACAGGCCACAAGCCCAGCAUCAAGGAGAUAGUUCAAUUUUCCAAACUCUUUGAGGAUCAGCUGACCCUGGAGCACCUCAACCGACCUCAGCUGGUGGCCCUUUGCAAACUGCUGGAACUGCAGUCCUUUGGAACCAACAAUCUGCUUCGCUUCCAGCUACUGAUGAGGCUGAAGUCUAUAAAAGCAGAUGAUGAGGUAAUUGCCAAGGAAGGGGUGAAUGCCCUGAGUGUGUCGGAGCUCCAAGCCGCCUGCAGGGCCAGAGGGAUGCUGUCACUGGGUCUCACUGAGGGGCAGCUGAGACAGCAGCUCACAGAGUGGCAGGACCUCCACCUGAAGGAGAAUGUCCCGCCUUCUCUUUUGCUGCUGUCCCGGACCUUCUACCUGAUAGAUGUGAAGCCGAAGCCCAUUGAGAUACCGCUCAGUGGGGAGGCUCCAAAGACAGAUAUUCCCCUGGGAUCACCCACUCCCCCUGAAUCUAAAGAGAACAUGGCCGGUUUAGCACCUCAACUGAAGGGAACUCAGUCAUUACAGGUCACAACGGUGAUAUCAAGUAAAUGCUCUAUAGUGUUAAAACCUAAAGAUCUCCUUGUCACCACCAGUGCACACCGCCCAGCAGAGGAAGGCGGGCUGUCCAGAAGCCUCGGAGCAGGACCCAUGCGGAGAGACCUCGGGACAGAGCCCCAGAGCCCGUCAGCCUCGCUCCUUCACAGCCGACCUCCUCUCCCGCGUCACACAGCCCGUAUAAAAAUGAAGCAGCAGCAAUUUUUAUUGAGGGACCUAAACUGAAAAUAGGUUUAGAACAUAAUUUAAAAAAAUAAAACAGCAAAAGUAGCAAAAAAUAUAUGACCUUUUUAAAAACAUUUUCCUUUUUUUUCUUUUUUCUUUGUUUUUAAUAUAUAGCAACUGAUGCCUCCCAACCACCAGGAGCAUCUUACCCAAUGGGUAAAUCUCUGGUAACGACCCUUUUAAAAAGACAUGUAAAUAUAUACUCAGAUUUA
Messenger RNA from Odocoileus virginianus texanus, 3041 nucleotides. RefSeq names its product leucine zipper and EF-hand containing transmembrane protein 2 (gene LETM2). Gene Ontology annotation, molecular function: ribosome binding. Gene Ontology annotation, cellular component: mitochondrial inner membrane. The record is from RefSeq and is a predicted model, not a curated record. Lineage: Eukaryota; Metazoa; Chordata; Mammalia; Artiodactyla; Cervidae. Gene Ontology annotation, biological process: intracellular monoatomic cation homeostasis.